Symbiodinium sp. CCMP2456 is the source of this 612-nucleotide messenger RNA. NCBI's taxonomy places the organism in Eukaryota, Dinophyceae, Suessiales, Symbiodiniaceae. The record is from the annotation of a GenBank genome assembly.
AUGUCCGCUCUGGGCAUGCGAAGUGGAUGCCGCCUUUGCCUGGACACGCUCCCAUUGCAAGCCGAAGCUCUUCACCACUACCGGGCAUUGCUCAAGUCCUGCUUGGAGUCCGUUCAAGGCGAUGUGGAGGAGAUGCAAUCCGUAGGCAUCUUGCACCAGAAGCUGCAAGAAGUCGAGUGCAUGCAGUACCGUUUGAUCAUGAAGGAAGCCGGGAAGGAAGAUCAGGAGGUUCUCGCUGGCAGCACGGCGCUGGCAGGGCGAAGCCCGCUCGGCCGCUGCGUUGCCGUUGCCCGAGCCAGCAGCCGAUCAAGCAGCGGAAAAAGGAGAACAGGCAGCGUGUUGUCAGAUCCCAUCGAUGAAUCUGCGGAGACGGGCCUGGAUUUGGACCAGGACGACGCAUUCACUACGUUGCUAUCUCCGAGUCUGCAGAGUCCGAGCAUCCCGUGCGAUGAUCCUGGUUCGAAAUCGCCUACAAGCACCACCAGCGAGGAUGCCGCCAAUGAGGAGCAGGAAUUGCCUUCGCUGCCACGGAAGCCCACAGCACCGAAGACGCCCAAAACCAUGUCUUUCCUCACACGUUUGAGGCGCCGCUCUGCCACCACGAGCAACUGA